Lasiosphaeria miniovina is the source of this 2041-nucleotide messenger RNA. RefSeq names its product Cys/Met metabolism PLP-dependent enzyme-domain-containing protein. Gene Ontology annotation, molecular function: pyridoxal phosphate binding; carbon-sulfur lyase activity. Gene Ontology annotation, cellular component: cytoplasm. The record is from RefSeq and is a predicted model, not a curated record. The transcript has a single exon. The coding region runs from base 262 to 1542 and encodes 426 amino acids. Gene Ontology annotation, biological process: transsulfuration. Lineage: Eukaryota; Fungi; Ascomycota; Sordariomycetes; Sordariales; Lasiosphaeriaceae.
ACCACCACCAAAAAGAGAAAUUGCACCAUCGACGGCCCAAAUCGCACCUUCUGCCACCGUGCUGAAAUCCGCCUACAAGACCACCCAGGACUCAGGACCCAAGACCUAAGACCCCCACGUCUAGACGCCUCCAGCCUGCACAAGAGUGCCCAAAGAAGUCGAAAACAGCAACAGCCGACCAAUUAUCUCGCUUGUCUUAUUGAACAAUUGAUCGACUUUGGAAGCCUUUCAGCGGCCCUUUCAGCGCAUCUUUAGAGAGCCAUGACGGCUCACAGCGACCAAGCCAUCACGACGCCGCCGCGCGCUCCGUCGCCCGUCCAUGGCUUCGGCACUCUAGCCGUGCAUGCAGGCUCCCCGCAUGACCCUGCCACGGGCGCCGUCAUCGAGGCAAUCUCGCUGUCGACGACGUUUGAGCAGACGGCUGUUGGCCAGCCCAUCGGCCAGUUCGAGUACAGCCGCAGCAGCAACCCCAACCGCGCAAACUUUGAGACCAUGGUGGCCGCCCUCGAGCACGCCAAGUACGCCCUCGCUUUCUCCUCAGGCAGCGCCACCACGGCCACCAUCCUGCAGUCCCUGGCUGCCGGCUCGCACGUCAUCUCCGUCUCAGACGUCUACGGCGGCACCCACCGUUACUUCACCCAGGUCGCCAAGGCCCACGGCGUCAAGGUCACCUUCACCCCUGAGAUCGAGGUCGACAUCCGAGACCACAUCACCGAGGCCACCAAGCUGGUGUGGAUCGAGACCCCCAGCAACCCGACCCUGCGCCUUGUUGACAUCCGCGCCGUCGUGACUCAGGCCCACAAGCACGGCAUCCUGGUCGUCGUCGACAACACCUUCCUCAGCCCCUACGUGCAGAACCCCCUGGACCACGGCGCCGACAUUGUCGUGCACAGCGUCACAAAGUAUAUCAAUGGCCACAGCGACGUCGUCAUGGGCGUAGCCGCCUUCAACAGCGACGAGCUGCACAAGCGCCUCUCGUUCCUGCAGAACGCCAUCGGCGCCAUCCCGUCGGCCUUUGACUCGUGGCUCGCCCACCGCGGCGCCAAGACGCUGCACCUGCGCGCCCGCGAGGCCACCACCAACGCGACCGCCGUCGCCCACGCCCUCGAGGCCAGCCCCUACGUCAUCGCCGUCAACUACCCCGGCCUCGACUCGCACCCGCACCGCGCCAUCGCCAAGAAGCAGCACCGCAACGGCAUGGGCGGCGGCAUGCUGUCGUUCCGCAUCCGCGGCGGCCACGCCGCGGCCGAGCGCUUCUGCCAGCUGACCAAGAUCUUCACCCUCGCCGAGUCGCUCGGCGGCGUCGAGAGUUUGGUCGAGGUGCCCAGCAGCAUGACCCACGCCGGCAUCCCCAAGGACCAGCGCGAGGCCGUCGGCGUUUUCGACGACCUCGUCCGCAUUAGCUGCGGCGUCGAGGACGCUGAGGACCUCGAGAAAGACGUGCUCCAGGCCCUUGAGCUGGCCGUCGCCGAAACAACGACAACGGCCAAGCUCGGAAACGGCACCAACGGCGUCAACGGCACGGCCAACGGGCAGCACUAGGGGAACGAGGAAUUUGGAGAGGGGAAAUCUUGGGGGUCAUCAUCCUUGGGAACCAGGCGGGAGUCGCGGAGCACAAAAAGUCAAGCAUUCAGGGCUAGAAAGACGGGCGGACGGGCGGGGCGGGUCAAGGCGCAUCAUCUCUGUAUUUAUUUAGCGCAUUUUGCAUCAUGCAUAUGAAUGGGUUGUGUGCCUGUUUCUAGAGGCAGAGGCUCGGGGUUGGUGUUUCUAUUUUGGAAAAAAGAGGGCCGUUUCUUUAAGAACAGCCAGCUCGGAUUUAUUUGUCCUUUUUUUUGUCCCAUUGCAAAGACUUUUAGACUCGAGAGGUUUUGGUUCCACUAUAGAAAGAAGCAUUUGUGAUAUAUACACUUCUUUUUUUUUUUCCCCCUCUUGGAAGAUUUGGUAAGUCGGAAGUGUUUCGUGUCGUGACGAGGGCAGCUCGCUUUCUUGGGUUUGGAAUCAAAGAACCGAGACAAAGCAAGCAAGUAACCUAGUAGCUAUC